Messenger RNA from Suillus subalutaceus, 1133 nucleotides. RefSeq lists its product as uncharacterized. The record is from RefSeq and is a predicted model, not a curated record. The coding region runs from base 133 to 978 and encodes 281 amino acids. The transcript has 5 exons. Lineage: Eukaryota; Fungi; Basidiomycota; Agaricomycetes; Boletales; Suillaceae.
GCGGCAGGACCUCGUCCGAGUCAUAAUACCCGGAUUGUCGGACCCCGUAAACCCUGUUCGACUACUACCGUGACGCUUCUUAGCAGAACGCGUCACCCUACGCAUUCGAUAUAUUGUCUGUAAUCUUGAAACAUGGAAAUUGAUCCUCUGGCCGAUGCCCUUCCGCCACGUUACGCCAUCGAGUCCGAUGACGAGGACGAAUACAACCCACUAACCACCGGACGAGCUGAUCAGGUUCCGAUUAUAAACAUCGAAAUCGAGGGCCAAUUCACCACUGGCUGUCCCCUUGUCAUCGCAUCAGGCCCUGCAGGAGACUUUUGGGCUAAUGGCGCAAACCUAGGUGAACAGCAGGGUGCAAUAUUCGUCAACAAUAUUCAGGCGGGACUGCUUUUUAAGCCCUCAUCAACCCGCGCGGUUGUACUGGUGUCCGAGGCUACUACGGCGUUGCCGUUAUGGUCCAUGAACAAGUAUGUGAAUGAUAUCCUGAAUCGCCUCCAACCGUCCGCCAUUUCCAUCCUUGAUGUGUAUUCCGUACAAAACUACAUUUCAUCAGAGCCCUUGCCAGUGUAUGAGGCACCCGUUCGCUAUUUGUCUCUACGGAACAUAUACCUGGAUCCCUUCCAAAGUUUUGCGCCUCCAAAUAUUCUUCAGUCGACUUCGGCAGCAUUUAUGUCUGCGAUGAACAUACGCACUCUAUCUUCGUCCCAUCAAAGUAAUGCAGUGAUAUUACUCCUUCCAUCACCAGAGAUACCCCGCACCGCGCCAUCCAAACUAUCAAGUAGUAAACUUUCACGACCGUCGGGGGAUCAAGCAUGGUCUGUUGAAAUGAUGGUGGAAGUAGAUAAAAAGCUGUUUGGGGUGGUUGAUGCGAAACGAUCCGGUACUUGGGCACUCAGAAGUACGCCUGCAGGGAGUACAUUUGGUUCGUCAAAAAAGAGGAAUCUUGCGGAGGUUGGUGAGGGCAGCAUGUACAUAUAACUGUUAAAAGUCCAGGAAGUAGGUAUUCAGUACUGCGCAAAUGAAAAGGAAAGUUGGUUCAUAUCUUCAGUGUCUGUGAUGGUUCACAGACACUGAUGACAUGAAGGCUAAACUUUCCUGCAGUCGAUGAUUAUAUAAGCCAUCAUGUACUGGUG